Molecule: messenger RNA, 1842 nt
Organism: Alternaria ethzedia
Lineage: Eukaryota; Fungi; Ascomycota; Dothideomycetes; Pleosporales; Pleosporaceae
Exons: 3
Coding region: 1-1842 (613 amino acids)
Biological process (GO): carbohydrate metabolic process
Molecular function (GO): phosphotransferase activity, alcohol group as acceptor; kinase activity
Source: RefSeq, a predicted model, not a curated record
AUGUCGAUUCCUUUCCGCCAGACCCAGCGCAAGCAGUCGCGUCAACUGUCAACAGAUCCCCGCAAUGAGCUCCACCCUCAAGUCGACCACUACAUCGGUAUCGAUGUUGGUACCGGUAGUGCUAGAGCCUGUAUCAUGAACGAUCAGGGAGACAUUGUUGGACUGGCCUCAGAGAACAUUGGCCUAUGGCAACCACAGACUGGCUACUAUGAACAAUCCACAACAGACAUCUGGCGAUGCAUCUGCUCCUCAGUCCGCCGAGCCAUGGAUCAGCACAACAUCGACUCAAGCACUAUCCGUGGUAUCGGUUUCGAUGCGACCUGCUCGCUUGCAGUAUUCAGAGACGACACAGAUGAGCCUGUCGCCGUCACUGGACCAAACUUUGACAACAAGGACGGCAACGACCGCAACGUCAUUCUGUGGCUCGACCACCGACCUGUUGAGGAAACAAACAAGAUCAACGCCACCAAGCACAACCUGCUUCGCUACGUCGGAGGCAAGAUGUCCAUCGAGAUGGAGAUCCCCAAGGUAUUGUGGCUGAAGAACAACAUGCCGAAGGAGCUAUUCGAUCGUUGCAAGUUCUACGAUCUGACCGAUGCUCUCACACAUCUGGCUACCGGCAGUGAGAGCAGAAGCUACUGCAGUGUGGUCUGCAAGCAGGGAUUUGUACCUGUUGGAGUCGAUGGUAGUGUCAAAGGCUGGCAGGAAGACUUCCUCAAGGAGAUCGGCCUCGAAGAUCUAUGCGAAGACAACUUCAAGCGCAUGGGAGGCGUUGACAAUGUGAACGGACGCUACCUCACUGCGGGCGAGCUCGUCGGCACACUCAGCGAGAAGGCGGCACAGGAGAUGGGUCUGCAACCCGGUAUUGCAGUCGGAAGUGGAGUCAUCGACGCCUACGCUGGCUGGAUCGGUACCGUUGGCGCCAAAGUCAAGCUCGAUGGGGAUACUCUUGACAUGGACCAGCCCAAGAACGAUGUUUCGCAAGCCUUCACGCGUCUCGCAGCCGUAGCUGGAACAUCGACCUGCCACCUUGCCAUGUCACGCGAGCCCGUCUUCGUCGACGGUGUCUGGGGUCCAUACCGAGACGUCCUUUUACCAGACUACUGGAUGGCAGAAGGAGGACAAAGUGCGACAGGUGAACUACUCAAGCAUGUUAUUGAGACACACCCAGCCUUCAACGAAGCCGUGUCCGUCGCUGAAACGUACAACACCAACAUCUACGACUACCUCAACGAACAUCUCCGCGAGAUGGCAGACGCGGAGAAAGCCCCACACAUUGCCUGGCUUGGACGUCACUUCUUCUUCUAUGGUGACCUCUUCGGCAACCGCUCCCCUAUCGCCGACCCCAACAUGAAGGGAUCUGUCAUCGGUCUGAGCUCCGACAAGAGCCUCGACGGCCUGGCACUAUACUACUACGCGACCAUGGAGUUCAUUGCCCUUCAGACACACCAGAUUGUUUCUGCGAUGAACGCCUCCGGCCACGUCAUCUCUUCCAUCUUCAUGUCCGGUUCACAGUGCCAGAACAGUUUGCUGAUGCAGCUCAUGGCCACUGCGUGCGACAUGCCGGUCCUGAUUCCACGAUACGUACACGCAGCUGUAGUGCACGGCGCGGCUAUGUUGGGUGCAAAGGCGGCCAGUACCGACAAGGACGGAAACAGCGAGCCGCUCUGGGAUAUCAUGGACAGACUGAGCAAGCCCGGUAAGACCGUGAAGCCACUGGCUGAUAAGACGGUCAAGAAGCUAUUGGACGCCAAAUACAAGGUGUUCUUGGAGCAGUGUGAGGGCCAGCAGAGGUACAGGAAGGAGGUCGAUGCCGCCAUUGAAGGAUGGGCUAGCAAGUAA